Messenger RNA from Diaporthe citri, 975 nucleotides. RefSeq lists its product as uncharacterized. NCBI's taxonomy places the organism in Eukaryota, Fungi, Ascomycota, Sordariomycetes, Diaporthales, Diaporthaceae. The coding region runs from base 1 to 975 and encodes 324 amino acids. The record is from RefSeq and is a predicted model, not a curated record. The transcript has 2 exons.
AUGCCUCCAUCAAUUGACUCGCCUGCACCGCCAGCUGCAGCAAAUGGAGCUCCGGACUCCGAAUCUAAACCGUCGCCACAACCCUCCCAAACCGCAGAGCCGAAGCCGCUCUCAAUACCAAUACUGCCGGAGACCAAGCCGAAGCCGCUUCCAAAAUGGCUGCAGCUGCGCAUCAAGGCCAGCACGCUCUUUAGCAGGUCAAGGCGGCUUGGGACAGGCAACGUCAUCGUGCUGCCCUUCCACAAGAUCGCCAAGCUUGACGUCCCCGCCAACGAGAUCGCCGCCAUGAGGUUUGUUCGAGCCAACACGACCAUACCUAUACCUGAGAUCCUUGAAGUCCACGACACCCAGGAAGACGGAACCUCCCACAUCGUCAUGUCACAGGUGCCAGGCGACGACCUGGAGGACGUGCUGCACAAGAUGACCGACGCCGAGGUCAAGUCCGUAGUCAAGGAGCUCGCCGGGUACCUGCAGCAGAUGCGCCGCCUCGACAGUGGCGGCGGCGGCGGCAGCAGCGGUGGCAAGAAACCCCCUCCCGUCGGCGGGGUGGCUGGCACCCGCGGCUUCGACAACCGCCUCGGCUCGAGCCACUGGGGCCCCUUCGCCACGGUCUCCGAGUUCCACAAGCACGUGCGGUUCGGGGAGCCGCUCGGGUACUGGGACCACGAGCCGGACGUCGUCGCGGUGCACGGCAAGGCCGAUGGUGCGUACGCUGUCAAGUUCAGUCAUGCGGAUAUCGCGCCGCGGAACGUCCGGGUCAAAGGCGGGAAGAUCACGGGGAUCAUCGACUGGGAGUUUGCGGGGUGGUAUCCCGAGUAUUGGGAGUACACGCGGAUGUUCUACCCUGGAGAGAGACCGUACCUCAAGAGGUGGUUUGAUGCCAUUGAGGAGGAGGCGGGUAUUGAGAAGUAUAAGCAAGAGCGGAAGGCGGAGGAGGCUAUCUGGGCGAAGGCUGGGCCUUUUGGGUAUGACUGA